Messenger RNA from Colletotrichum graminicola M1.001, 909 nucleotides. Its product is annotated as terpene synthase metal binding domain-containing protein. The record is from RefSeq and is a predicted model, not a curated record. NCBI's taxonomy places the organism in Eukaryota, Fungi, Ascomycota, Sordariomycetes, Glomerellales, Glomerellaceae. The transcript is spliced from 7 exons. The coding region runs from base 1 to 909 and encodes 302 amino acids.
AUGCAGAAGAUAGUCAACGCCUGCGACUUCUCGUAUUUCUGCUCCGUUGCCGCACCGGAUGCGCCAGAAGGGCGCCUGCAAACCAUGUGUGACUGGGGAAACUGGGUCUUCCCCUUUGACGACAUGUUUGAUUCCGGACAUCUAAGAUCCGACUUGGAAACAUCGCGGCAAGUACUCGGCAGUCUCAUGUCAAACAUGCUGGGCAAGGGCUGUGACAUUGGCACCAAGUUGCCAGUUGUUCAGGUCCACGAUGAUAUUUUUAGAAGACUGUCAGAGGUAGGCCUUACCUAUGCAGGGGUCCAGAGACGUUUAGCGAAAUCCAUGGAGUUAUACGCUGAGGGGGUGGCAAGACACGUAGAGACCUUCACGAGCCACCGUAUCCCUUCCCUUCAGGACAUGCUGCAAACAAGACGGUUGUCCGUUGGAGUCGCGCCGCUUUACCACUUGGUCGAGUACGCACACUCUUUGCAGCUACCAGACGAGGUAUUCGAGGAUCCUGCGAUUCAAGCUCUGGAACGCCUCGGGGCAGACUUCGUCAUCCUGUCAAACGAUAUUCUUUCGUAUCGUAAGGAAGAGUCUGAAGGAUGCCCCUUCAAUAUGGUUGCGGCCAGUCAGAUGAAUGGAAACUCUGCGCAAGAAGCUUUCGACAUAGUUGGGUCACUGCUUGAGGAGAGCUACAUCGAGUGGGAUGAGGUAAUCAGCCGCAUGCCAUGCUGGGACGUGGAUGUUGAUAGCGAAGUUGAGCGCUACAUCAAAGGCAUUCAGAACGUCGUCCAAGCCAACAUCGGCUGGAGCUUUCAUUUGAAAAAGGACUUGGGAGCCGAUGGCCCGCAGGUACGCAAGACCUGGAGAAUCGACGUUCUGGUUAACCCUCCGUACCUAUCAAAUCCCGGAGAAGCAGACUAUUGA